AUGGUCUUCGCCGCUGACGUUUCCUACCCCCCCAACCCCAUCCUCUCAAACCCCAUAGGAAACGCCCAAACAACCCUCCCCCCAGGCGACUCCUCCUCCCUGAUCCUAGUCCCCGCAACCCCCACCGAGCGCCUCACCGUCCUGAAACUCAACAGCAUAGUCUGGAAAGGCCCUCUCAAAGUAUCCGCUUACAUCGCCCGCGAAGACCACCUCAAGCAGCAGCAACUCACGGGGAAUCGUUUGACAUGCUGGAUUCUGGUUGAUCGUGCACAGGAGCCGAACAACCGCACGAUUUUUGCUUCGUGUGAGUCGUUUAAGAAAGGCGCUGUUGUGGCGUAUGGCGGAAAGGUCGAGGAGACGGCGACGCAUGGGGUGGGCAGUGUUUAUUGUCGGCCGGAGUUUCGGGGGAUGGGGUAUGCGAAGAGGAUGAUGGAGGAGUUGGUCGUUGAGUUGGAGACGUGGCAAAUGGAUAAGGAAAGGGAUGGGAUGGAGAAGACGUUGUUUACAGUGUUGUGGUCGGAUAUUGGGAAGGGGUUUUAUAGGCAGUUUGGGUGGGAGCCGUUUGACUCAGCGCAUGUUGAGUUGGUGCCGAUUGAUGAGAGGGAGUUUAUGCGCGAGUUGCCUGGGGUCGAUUUGCCGGGGGCUAGAGAUUUGACGGCGAAGGAAGUCCAUAACGCUAUGUGCAGCGAAGAGGUGGUGAAGAAAGAGUGGGAGUUCCUGCGUGCUGCGUCUCUCAAAUCUCCUGGCGCAAAGGUCGCUGUCAACCCUGACUUUGAGCAUUUCACAUGGCACUGGGCUCGUGAAGAGUUUUAUGCCGAACGACUUCGUCCAGAGAAAGGUGCUCCGGUGAUCAAGGGCGUUGGCCAUGAUGGCGCUGGUGUGUAUUGCGCUUGGAACCGGAACUUCGGCGAAACACCCGAGGAAAACACCCUGUUCAUUCUGCGAUGGGUUUACGAUGAACCAACGACCCCAGCGCAGACGGAGGCCACCAUCGAAGCCAUGGCGGCAAUCCUACGACGUGCUCAGCGCGAGGCGCAUGAAUGGGGCAUGGCGAGGAUUGAGUUCUGGAACCCGGCUCCGUUGAUGCAGAAGGCUGUUUCCUUGCUGGAUUCGACCGCCGAGGUCAUCCAUCGUGAGAAGAGCAGUAUCGCUAGUUUGAGAUGGAUUGGUGGUGAACAGGGAUUGGGUGAUGAUGUUGAGUGGUUCUGGAAUGAGAAGUAUGCUUGGUGUUGA
Molecule: messenger RNA, 1233 nt
Organism: Aspergillus ruber CBS 135680
Lineage: Eukaryota; Fungi; Ascomycota; Eurotiomycetes; Eurotiales; Aspergillaceae
Exons: 2
Coding region: 1-1233 (410 amino acids)
Molecular function (GO): acyltransferase activity, transferring groups other than amino-acyl groups
Source: RefSeq, a predicted model, not a curated record